UAGUUGCAUCAUUAAGGGAUCCUCUUCUGUACAUUUUUUCCAGGCCAUGGGUAUCAAAUUCAGGCACAAACAACAUCUACACAACCUCUGCCAUGGAGAGAGCAGCCCCUCUGGAGAUCAUCCAGCUCAGAGAAAGAAGCUACAGAUACCUCAAAGGUAUCCUCUGCACCUCCUCUAACUCAGGAACUGACACCACCAUGGGAACUUUAGCUGGAAUACAGUCAGGAGCACAAACUGAUUUGGCCUUCAGCAACCGGAAGCGUAAAGAGGGAACUCCAGCAAAUAUUCGUGCAGAGCUUCAGUAUUCAGUAAAGGAGGCUGUAAUUCUGGAAAAAAAAGUUAUGCACCAAGACACUCGGGGCAGAGAUCAGAUAUUCUUCCAGAUCAAUAAUAAUAAAAAGACUAUAGAAGAGAUAUGUCUUGGCUGUGGGAGUCUACAAGUGAUUACUCAGCAUCCACUCUUUGAAGGAGGACUUUGUGAUCCAUGUAAGGACAACUUUUUGGAGACGAUGUUCCUGUAUGAUCAGGAUGGGUACCAAUCUUUUUGCACAAUUUGCUGUGGUGGAACCAAAGUGCUGAUGUGUGGAAAUUCUGGGUGUAAGAGGUGCUACUGUUGUGAGUGUUUAGAUGCUCUUGUGAAGCCUGGUGCUGCAAAACAGGCUGAAGCAAUGGAACCCUGGGUGUGUUUCAUGUGCUGUCCAGUUCAGUCUUUUGGUCUACUCCAGAAAAAGAAGACAUGGCAACUAAAACUGAAGCAGUUCUUUGACCAAGAAAGUGACCAUGUUCGGAUCUAUGCACCAGUUCCUACAGAUAAACAAAAUCCAAUUAGAGUUCUGUCCGUCUUCAGCAAUAUGACUAAAGAUUUACAGGACAUUGGAAUUUUGGACAGGGUUCAUAAUGCUAAUCACGAAACGUUAACAUUUUUGAAGGAUUUGGAUAACGUUACUCGACAAAAUGUAGAACAGAAGGGACCAUUUGACUUUGUGAUUGGUGUCUGCCAGCAGAACUCCUCAGUUCAUCAUCAUUCGGGCAGGAUCAUUUUUCAGUAUUACCGUAUCCUUCAAUAUGCCAAGCCUAAAGGAGCAGAUGAGCGACCAUUCUUUUGGAUAUUUGUAGAUCCAGAAAUCCUGACCCAAGAUGACAUAAAAGAUGCCUCUCGCUUUCUCGAGUGUGAUCCUGUAAUCAUUCAUGAUUUUUGUGAGUCAGCAGUUCGGCUGUGGAGUAAUAUCCCCUCACUCAAAAGUAAAUUUGCUGCAGAUAUGUACGAUCCAGCUUGGGAAAACAGAAGUCAAAACUCAGGAGAAACUUGCAUGAAAAUGGUCAAACAAUUCUUGGUUCCACUGAAGGAUUAUUUUAAAAGUUACCUUUAAGAUCACAUGCACUAUUACUUUUAUGGUUGGCUGAUUUUGCUUGUAAAAUCACAUUUCAACUUGUUUCACACUGUGUGUACCUUUGCAGAACAUAUUUCUUGAUCAGCAUCAUUCAGGAUUGAAUGUUUAAUGUCCAUAGACUGGAAUUCUGUGUUUGUUUCUUUCCUUUUGGAGUGGUCAGACUAAUAUCUGGAUUAAUAAAGCACACAGAGAAAUAGUGGAUUAAGGGUUCAUCCCAAACUUUGCUGUUCAGAAGGUGGACCACAAUUUUAUAAGACUGUCAUUCAAAAUAGCUAUAAAGUAUUAAUAAUUUUACUUUAUUGGAAUGUUCUUGUAGAACAAAGGCUCCAUUGUGCCACACAUUUUUGUUCUUGUUGAUUGAACACAUUUUUAUUUUGCUUAACUUUUUAAAACUUUUCUUGUUUGUUGCAGGUCAACCUUACAAAUAAAUAUCAGUAAAUUUAAAGUAGUACAGAGUUGAUUCUUUUCCAGCCAAAGUGAAUGGGUUUAAGUUUCCAUUGAAGGCACAAUUCACCCAAAAUUGGUGAAAUCAGUGCAAAUGCUGAAGGAAUUCCAAGUGGCUCAUAUGUUCAAUGCAGAUGAUGUUUUUCAAAUGGUUUAAAAAGGGACCCUGCCCAGCCCAGCCCAGAAGUCUGGCUGCACUCUUAAUCAUGAUGACAACCUUCUUUUAACUGUUCCUGUUUGAAACUCUACAACUCUAAACUUACAGUCACUAAUAGACAACUUUUAAGUUUUAAAUAUUAAAAAUAUUGGACUUAACAUGGAACUGAAUACUGAACAUAAAAAUAAAUAAUGGUUCUGUAUAGUUAAAGUUACUUAUAGUUGUGCAAAAUUGUGUUGCAAAUAGUGAACUACAAACAUUAAAAUUGUGA
Messenger RNA from Chiloscyllium plagiosum (whitespotted bambooshark), 2263 nucleotides. RefSeq names its product DNA (cytosine-5)-methyltransferase 3-like. Gene Ontology annotation, biological process: negative regulation of DNA-templated transcription. The record is from RefSeq and is a predicted model, not a curated record. NCBI's taxonomy places the organism in Eukaryota, Metazoa, Chordata, Chondrichthyes, Orectolobiformes, Hemiscylliidae. Gene Ontology annotation, cellular component: cytoplasm; nucleus. Gene Ontology annotation, molecular function: enzyme activator activity.